CCGCAUGAAAUAGCAUGCGAUUGUGCUCACCGACCGUACCGUCACGCCAAAUUUCAAUUUGGUGGCGACACUCUCCACCGUUUAAGCGAAGAGGACAAUUCGAUGCCAUAGACGGUUGAUUUCUUAGUCUCUACUCCAUCUCCAUCUCCUUUCUAGGGUUUGAUCCAAUCAUCAGAAAUGAAUAUGGUGGAUCCUUGUUCCUGUUCACCAUCAACAUCAACAAACAAGAGCUCACCAUCAAUCACAACCACAACCAUAACGGAUUUGGAUGCAGACUCGCUGUUUCACUGUGCGAGCUUCCUCAGCCUCCAUGACAUCUCCAAUCUCUCUCUCACCUGCAAAUACCUCAACCGUGUCUCUUAUUCCGAUUCCAUCUGGUUUUCCCUCUUCAGAGAGCGUUGGCCGCAACAGCUGCCUUCUUGCUUUUCACAAACAUCAAGUGUCAGGGAAGCUUAUUUGGCCAGGCAUACUGCUUUGCAACAAUUUAAGUUUGUUGAUCCCCUAGUUGCUGACUUCUAUACAAAUGCAAACCCUAAUAACCUCGUCGGUUUUAACAACAAUGAUAUCAUUGUUUCACAGGGUGCACUAAUAAACGUCAUGAAGAUUGAUGGUGUUUUAAAUUUAAGAGAAUCCCUUGUCCACUUAAACGGCCACAAUGCAAAAAUUACUUGUAUGAGGUUGUUCCCCCUAAAUGAAACGUCUUUAUUUCGAAGUGAGACACAAGGAAAUGAAAAUGUUUUGGUAACCUCAAGUUGUGAUCAUUCCAUUCGUCUAUGGUGGAAGGGAUCUUGCCAACGAUGUUUCAGAGGUCAUAAUGGCCCGGUUUCCACCCUUUCAGACAAACUGUUGGGUGACAGUAUUGGAAAAGUUUUUGCUAGUGGAGGGGUAGAUAGUACUGUUCGCCUUUGGUCCCUCAACUCAAGUGGAAAGCGUGGCGAACAUGCUCUAAGGGCUACACUUUAUGGGCAUGAGAAACCUGUAGUACAUAUGUCAGUUGCCGGGCACAAAACUUCUCUUUUGGUGAGCAUGUCAAGAGAUUCCAAGGUAAGGGUUUGGGAUACCAAUGUGUCUUCUUCUGCUGUUCGUUCUUCUUGCUGUGUGGGAAUGACUUCAGUGCCUGGCGCACCUGUGGGCAUGAAAUGCCAUGAAUCCCUGCUCUAUGUUGCUGCUGGUUCCUCUGUUGUCGCAAUUGAUUUGAGAACAAUGCAAAAAGCUUUCGAUGCACCAAUGAAUCAACCAAAACUACACUCACUUGAGAUUAUGCCUUCAAAGUCCUUGAUCUGCAUGGGUGGAAUUGGCAGGGCAAUGCUAUGGGACAUCAGGAAGAGCUGCGACACACAAAAAGCAGAACCAAUAACUGAGUUGGAUGGUCAUAUAGGUGCUGUAACAUUCUUGCACAUGGAUCCGUACAAAGUAGUUACUGGAGGCCCCGAGGACCCUUACAUCAAUGUUUGGGAGGUUGACACUGGAACUCAAACAAAUUCCCUUAGUUGCUGUCCUCCAAAUGGUUCAAGUUCUCGCCGUGGGUGUUCAGCAAUGGCUGUAAAAGGGUGUCGAAUGGUUACAGCUAGCUGCGGUGUAAGCCAUGGUCUUUUGCGCUUCAGGGACUUCACCAAUGCUACUUGUCAAGUUUCGUCGAAUGAGAGCGAAUUUGCUUCGAAGUUUUGGGGUCCACAAUCUUGCAGCGACAGUGAAGAGUCUGAUUAGUGAUUACAUGAAAUUUUCACAAUCAACCCACAUCAUAAUUAACUGUGACAUUUCCCGUUUGUCACAAGUUUUUUUAAGUCGAAUUAUAGAACUUUUCUGAUGUCAGGAAAAAAUGGUGUUCCGGAGGGUGAAGAAUUAAGAUUUUGGGCUCAUUCUGUAAGAUAUUUAUUAGGGUACAGUAGAACUUUAAAAUUGUUCUAAAAUUGGUGUCAAUAUGGUUUUUCAUUUUAUUUUAUUUUGAUUGUGCUUC
Cornus florida is the source of this 1957-nucleotide messenger RNA. RefSeq lists its product as uncharacterized. The coding region runs from base 178 to 1707 and encodes 509 amino acids. The record is from RefSeq and is a predicted model, not a curated record. The transcript has 8 exons. NCBI's taxonomy places the organism in Eukaryota, Viridiplantae, Streptophyta, Magnoliopsida, Cornales, Cornaceae. Gene Ontology annotation, molecular function: protein binding.